Molecule: messenger RNA, 942 nt
Organism: Malaclemys terrapin pileata
Lineage: Eukaryota; Metazoa; Chordata; Testudines; Emydidae
Product: otoferlin-like
Exons: 7
Coding region: 16-942 (308 amino acids)
Biological process (GO): plasma membrane organization; synaptic vesicle priming
Cellular component (GO): synaptic vesicle membrane; presynaptic active zone membrane
Molecular function (GO): AP-2 adaptor complex binding; calcium ion binding
Source: RefSeq, a predicted model, not a curated record
CCGGAGCACGUGGAGAUGUGGCCGCUGCUGAAUCCCGCCAAGCCUGGCAUCGAACAGGACCGGCUGGAGAUGUGGGUGGACAUGUUCCCCAUGGAUAUGCCGGCACCUGGCCCCGCCAUCGACAUCUCUCCCAGGAAGCUGAAGAGAUAUGAGCUUCGAGUGAUAAUGUGGAACACAGAUGAGGUAAUCCUGGAGGACGAUGAGUUCUUCACUGGGGAGAAAUCCAGUGACAUUUUUGUCAGGGGGUGGCUGAAGGGCCAGCAAGAGGACAAGCAGGACACGGACGUGCACUACCACUCGCUCACGGGCGAAGGCAACUUCAACUGGCGCUACGUCUUCCCCUUCGACUACCUGAUGGCGGAGGAGAAGAUCGUCAUCUCCAAGAAGGAGUCCAUGUUCUCCUGGGACGAGACCGAGUACAAGAUCCCGGCUCGCCUCACCCUGCAAGUCUGGGACGCCGACCACUUCUCUGCUGACGACUUCCUUGGGGCGAUCGAGCUGGACCUGAACCCGUGCGGCGCCAAGCCGGCAAAGCAGUGCAGCAUGGACAUGGUGACCAAUGAGGGCGACCUGCCCCUGGUCUCCAUCUUCAAGCAGAAGAGGGUGAAGGGCUGGUGGCCCUUCGUGGCCCGGAAUGAGAACGACGAGCCGGAGCUCACGGGCAAGGUGGAGGCCGAGCUGCACCUGCUGACAGCGGAGGAGGAGGAGAAAUGCCCCGCGGGGCUGGCCUGCAACGAGCCCGACCCGCUGGAGAAACCCAAUCGCCCCGACACCUCCUUCAUCUGGUUCCUCAACCCGCUCAAGUCCAUCAAGUACCUGAUCUGCACCCGCUACAAGUGGCUCAUCAUUAAGAUCGUGCUGGCGCUGCUGCUCCCCAUCAUGGUGGGACUUUUCCUCUACUCCAUGCCGGGCUACCUGGUCAAGAAGCUGCUGGGAGCGUGA